Messenger RNA from Triplophysa rosa, 2411 nucleotides. RefSeq names its product tripartite motif containing 35-12 (gene trim35-12). The transcript has 6 exons. NCBI's taxonomy places the organism in Eukaryota, Metazoa, Chordata, Actinopteri, Cypriniformes, Nemacheilidae. The record is from RefSeq and is a predicted model, not a curated record. The coding region runs from base 175 to 1773 and encodes 532 amino acids. Gene Ontology annotation, biological process: protein ubiquitination. Gene Ontology annotation, molecular function: ubiquitin-protein transferase activity; zinc ion binding; protein binding.
UGUGGUCAAACUCAGACUUCUCAGAAUUUCCUGCUGGUGGUUUUAGUUAAGGAUGGUCACAGCUUUAUAGAAGGUCGUUAUUGCCAAGACCAGCCUUUUUCCAGGAGAUCUCACUUAAUUCACGAGACAACACAACAUUGGGAAUAAACAACAGAUACAACUUAGGCUUGUUGCAUGUUCUCGUUUCAAAACCCAGAGGACUACACACUGUCAGUCAUGCCUUUGCGACCGAGAGCUUCUUCUCAACCUGGACGAGCCACCACCCUUCCAAGCUCCAAAGUCACCCCGGUCGUGCGUCAGAGGGCUCUGUCUUCUUACUCCAAGUCGGCUUUAGAGGAUGAGCUCUCUUGUCCGGUGUGCUGUGAGAUCUUCUCCGACCCCGUGGUCCUGAAGUGCAGCCACAGCUUCUGUCGUCUCUGCCUUCAGCGAUUCUGGAACAAGAAGUCAGUCAAGCGGGAAUGUCCGGUUUGCAGGAGGAAGUGUUCUCUGACCGAACCCACGGUGAGUCUGGCUUUGAAGAACGUUUGCGAUGCCAUCUUAAAGCAGCAGACCGUGCCCGCAGGUGCCCAGUCUGACUCGGUCAAUGGUACAUCCAAACCGGAGGCUCUUUGUGCUUCUCACGGGGAGGGACUCAAACUCUUCUGUCAGUAUGAUGAAGAGGUCCUCUGCUGCGUUUGUCAAACCUCAAAGAAACAUCAAGGUCACAGCGUGUGUCCUUUGGAAGAGGCGGCGAAUGAUCUCAAGGAGGAAAUGCGACAGAUCGUCACCCCUCUCAAGAAAAAUCUUCGACGCCUCUAUGAAGCCAAACAGGAAUGUGAUGACGCUACUGUCCACAUCAAGAACCAAAGGCAACAGACGGAGAAACAGAUUCAUGAGGAGUUUGAGGAGCUCCGGCAGUUUCUUCUCGAAGAGGAGGCCGCGCGAAUCGCUCUUCUGGCUGAAGAAGAAGAAGCAAAGAAACAGACCAUGAAGAAGAAAACAGAUAGCAUCACUCGUGAUAUAUUCACGUUUUCUCAAACGGUCGCGGCCAUUGAAAACGAGAUCGCUAGUGAAAACAGCGUCUUCCUGCAGACCUACAAGAAUGUCAAGAAGAGAGCUCAGUUGACGUUUCACGAACCAGAAAUUGUUGAGGAAUCUCUGAUCGACGUGGCAGAGCACAUCAGCUCUCUGAAGUUCAAAGUGUGGGAGAAAAUGCAGAGCUUGGGGGAACACACUCUAGUGACGUUGGACCCCAACACGGCGUACCCCUGUUUGUCUCUCAGCAAGACCUUAACAAGCGUCUCUAACACAGGGACUAUGCUACAGCUGCCUGACAAUCCCGAGCGCUUCGACCACUUUGUGUUCGUGCUGGGAUCCAAGAGUUUCAACUCAGGAUGUCAUUCCUGGGAGGUGGACGUGAGUCAGAACAAUGACUGGGUCAUAGGUGUGGUCAAGUCAUCCAUAGCCAGGAAGGGCAAAAUCGGCGGCUGUCCAGAAGGAGGAUUCUGGACAGUCGCGCUGUCAGAUGGGAAGUACGUGGCCAUGACUGCCCCACACACGGCCCUCACGGUGAAGGGACACCUGGAGCGGGUUCGAGUCAAGAUCGACUACAAUGCUGGAGAGGUCAGCUUCUUCGACUCGGUGGGCAUGACGCUCAUAUACACAUUUAAGGACCAUUUCACUGAGAAGAUGUUUCCUUUUUUCUGCCCGGGGGCAAAUAUCAACGGCAACAAUCCUGGCCCGCUGAAGAUCUGCCCUGUGAGAGUGGCAGUGUGGAACAGCGCCACCUGGUGACAGUUAUGUGCAAGCUACUUGGUGUAUUUUUACUUCAGUCAACCAGUCUACGCAUUCUUUAUUAUUACUAUAUAACUUUGCUAUAUCACAUAUGUAAGUAUUGUAAUUAUGUAGUUGACAACGAGUUUUGUUUCUUCAUUUUCUAUUUAAGCUUUCUCAAAGUAGUCUUCAUUAGCAUGGAUUACAGCUGUGAACACACCUGUCCUUCUCUCAUCUAACAUCAUGGGAUCUUGAGAUGCUUUUUUAAACAUUACUGAAGAAGCUUUCAGGAAUUUCUUCACUAUUCAGCCCAGCUCAUCCAUUUUAGAAAAUCAGUCCUGUUAAACGGGUCAUGAGAAACCAAUAUGUUAGAAAAUGUCUAAUCGGAAUCGUAAGAACGUAGUGAAGUAGUGAAUCAUACAGAGCACAAACGUGUUCUGCCCUCCGAAAGAAAAACACAAUAGUGCUGUAUAGUUUGUUCAGUGUUUUAUUCUACAGAAGACUUGAAGAACGUUGGUAACCAAACAACAUUGUCCCCCAUUGACUUCCAUUGUAUGGACACAAAACCACAAAAUAUCUUCUUUUGCGUUUGAACUUUUACAUAUAACUGUAUGGGUGAAAAUAGGUGAAGUAGUGACCUUCCAGAUGUGCGAGUCUUC